Molecule: messenger RNA, 1596 nt
Organism: Portunus trituberculatus (swimming crab)
Lineage: Eukaryota; Metazoa; Arthropoda; Malacostraca; Decapoda; Portunidae
Exons: 4
Coding region: 156-596 (146 amino acids)
Source: RefSeq, a predicted model, not a curated record
GCUGCAAAACAAGGCCAGACAGCAGUGAAGAGGGACGGCACCUGGCUGGUCACUCAUUAGUUGGCCAGGUGGCGGUGGAGGCGAGCCAGAAGUCGGUGGUGGGUUUCCUCAAGCUAUUACGGCCAGUGCUCAGGAGAGUCUUCGCUGAAAGCAACAUGGACCACGCACGCUUAGUUGAGGCUGUGGCGGCAGCGAGCACUGACAACACCACUUCUACAACAGACCUCAUCAAGUACCUUCUCCCCCGUGUUCUCUCCCUCACCUCUGCCCUGCUCGGGGAAUCGUCAGAAAACACGACAGCACUUACUAAGGAAAUCCUGGACGUGGCUUCCAAAGUCUUCACUCUGGACGCCGACUCCACCUCCUCCUUCUUGAAUCCCGUUGUGGUGGAUUUUUCAAGUGCUCUGUGGCCGCUGUACCUCAUCACCAUCCCUCUCCUUAUCGGCGGCGUCAUCUGGUACUUCAUCACCACCUUUGUGCUCGGAAAGAACGUUCUGGGUCGCAGCUUCAGUUCUUCCGAUGACCAAGAGGAAGGUGGCUUGGAGGACCUCACGGAAAGAGUGAUGAAGGCAGCGGAGGCACCUGGCUACUCCUAAUCUGACAUCUACACCCUGACGUUAACUCUUCAAACUUUGCUGAACCAUGAAGGGACUUGGACACACGUAAAGACAUGGCCAGCAGUCAAUUAACCUGUUUGCUGCUCUCACUCCCUUUCGUGUUUAGCGUCUACGUUAUUUACUGGCAUUAUGUUACAUAUAUUUUAUAAGGAGACUGUCGUUACCAGAUUAGAGGACUCAGCACAAAGGAAAACACGAUUGGCAGUGGGAGUGAGUGCAGCAAGUCACUCCUAACCAUGACUUUAAAUGGGCAUGUUUUGAUAGGUUGUAGUGUUUCUUUUCUCAAGUCCAACGCUUUCCUUUCUCACCACGGCUAUUUUCAAAGGCCACAGAGAUAACUAAACGGGUUCUCAAGAGUGUUUUCCUUGUUAAUAUUGUGGAAAUAUUGUUAAUUUAUCACUAGAACUAUAUAAACGCCCUUUAAAAAAUCCAUGUAACUUCAACUAGAGAUUUUUCAAGAUAGCGAAGAUGCAGUUUAGAAAUGUUUCAGGAUAUGGUUCCAAAAUACACAGUAAUUGUUAUGAACAGAAAACGUGUUCUUGUGCUGGUGGUGAUAUGGUUCUGUGACAAAUGACUCUGGGAAGCCUACAGUAUAUUUAACGAUGACGAAACUGAAAAUACGAAGCUUUCUCAUUUUUGUUUUCUCUCUCUCUAAAGUUAAACAUAAAAUACACUUCCUGAUAGAUUACUUAUCACGGUUUCGGGCGAGACUAAGAAUAUGAAGCCUUAUGAUCGAGAUUACACUCAAAAGACUCUUCCUACUAGACGACUUAUGAAGGUGUUGGGUCUGCCUCUGAUGGGUUCACGGUGCAGAUAAACAGAGAACUCAUUGAGGUUAUCAUAAUACACAGGGUCAAUUGAGGAACGCUUGUAUUGGCCUUAAUAAUACGUGACGGCUUAUGUCUUGGGAAGCUGUCUUGAGUCACGUGCUGAGGUCCACAAGCGUCCACAAGCAAUAAUAAUGAGUUUGUAUUGUUAA